CUGUCCCUCCCCACCCCUCGCUGACCCCUCCCCGACGCUGUUCUGCUUCCGGUGAGCCCUGCAGUUUAUACAGUGUUGAGCGCAGGGAACAGAGGGGUACUCUUCGUGGUUCCUGUAGCUCCUUGCCAUGGGGAAAUCCGAUUUUCUUACCCCCAAGGCCAUCGCUAACCGGAUCAAAUCCAAGGGGCUCCAGAAGCUGCGGUGGUAUUGCCAGAUGUGCCAGAAGCAGUGCCGAGAUGAGAAUGGUUUUAAGUGCCAUUGCAUGUCAGAGUCUCAUCAGAGACAGCUCCUUCUGGCUUCUGAAGAUCCUCAGCAAUUUAUGGAUUACUUUUCAGAGGAGUUUCGAAAUGAUUUUUUAGAACUGCUUAGAAGACGAUUUGGCACAAAGAGAGUCCAUAACAACAUUGUAUAUAAUGAGUAUAUCAGUCAUCGAGAGCAUAUCCAUAUGAAUGCUACCCAGUGGGAAACUCUGACUGAUUUUACCAAGUGGUUAGGCAGAGAAGGUUUAUGCAAAGUAGAUGAAACACCUAAAGGUUGGUAUAUUCAGUACAUUGACAGAGACCCAGAAACUAUCCGUCGACAACAAGAACAGGAGAAAAAAAAGAAGCAAGACCUUGAUGAUGAAGAAAAAACUGCCAAGUUUAUUGAAGAACAAGUGAGAAGAGGUUUAGAAGGAAAAGAACAGGAAUGUCCAGUUUUCACUGAAUUAAGCAGGGAAAAUGAUGAAGAAAAAGUUGCAUUUAAUUUGAAUAAAGGAGCAAGUACUUCAGGAACUUCUUCCAAACCAGGUUCUCUGGGUCCUAGCGCUUUGACUGCAGCAUCAGUGAAACGGAAAGAAUCAUCCCACAGCUUAUCUCAGUCAAAAGAAAAGAAGAAGAAGAAAUCUGCCCUUGAUGAGAUCAUGGAGCUUGAAGAACAAAAGAAAAAAAGUGCUCGAACAGAUUAUUGGCUGCACCCUGAAAUUAUUGUCAAAAUUAUAACCAAAAAACUUGGAGAGAAAUAUCAUAAGAAAAAAGGAGUUGUCCAGGAAGUAAUUGACAAAUACACAGCAGUGGUAAAGAUGAUCGAUUCUGGAGACAAAUUGAAACUUGACCAGACUCAUUUAGAGACAGUCAUACCAGCACCAGGAAAGAGAGUUUUGGUGUUGAAUGGAGGCUACAGGGGAAAUGAAGCAACCCUAGAGUCCAUCAAUGAGAAGAUGUUUUCUGCCACUGUCAUGAUUGAGACUGGCCCUUUAAAGGGACGCAGAGUCGAAGGUAUUCAAUAUGAAGAUAUCUCUAAACUCGCCUGAGGAUGGGAGUUGGUAAAAAGCACUUUAAAAUUCCAAAGCAUCAAAUUGGUGUUCUCUAGAACAACAUAUGACUCUACCAUGUUAGGGUGCUUCUUUUAUAUAAGACAAUAUAUAUAUAUAUAUAUGUAUAUAUAUAUAUUUAAAUACUGCUGUUUAUCUUAAACAUAUUUGGAAUUCAUUCAGAUUUAUUACUGUCUUUAAGUUGUAUCAUUUUGAAUUUUGCCCAUGUUUUAUUUCCUUUUGUAAUAUGGCUUGGAACACUGUACCUUUUAUUAAAAAGAAUGAUAUUCUAAAAUGUUUUCUAUAAAGGCAGUUGAUAGUUAUUUCUUCAGGAACCUUUUUCAGCAUUGUAAAAAAGUCUUCUUUCAGGCUGAAGAGAGCUUGUAGGCCAUCUAAUCCAACUUCCUCAUUUUUACAUAAGAAGAAACAGUGGCUUAGGGAGAUGAAUUGUUUUCUGAAAGUCAUGUGGAUGGUCAAGCUGGGACUCAAAUGAGGUCUAAUUCACCCAUCUCUUUCUUUCUGACCUCAGGCUUUGACUCUGGGUAGAGAAGGACAAAAGAAAAAGUUGCAAGAAGCUAAUGACAGUAGGCAGAUAAAAUAUUUUCUUUUGUGAUAUGUUAUGGUACAUUUGACAGUAUGUUACUUAAUUUUGUCUGGUGAUAUUUACACACUAAACUUAUUGACACAUUUGCAUAAUUCAUCUCUCUUCUGGAUUCUGAAUAUGAGUGUUGCCUAGCAACAAUUUCAUUAAGGAGACUGACUCUUCCUAAUAUAUAAUGUUAUCUUUAUAACUUGGCAUAUUUUUCUCCAGUAUGCUGUAGUUUCAUCCCCAGGAUCAAGCCUCUCCUCUCUAAUUUUGUCUCCCUAUCUGCAAAAUGAGAGUAAUAAUUUAACUCAGCUGUGAUCUGUGAAGCCUCUACUACUGUGAAUAUGGAAAUAAAAGAGGAUCCUCGGGGUAAUUACAUUUUGCUUGCAGAAUACACUGGGUACAGAUAAAUACAAAGCAAUUCCAACGGAAAGCAAGAACUAACAAUGGCAGAGUGGAUUAGGAAAGGUCUCAAGCAGCUGGUAGCACCUGGAAUGUCCUUUGAAGGAAGCUAGGAAUUUUAUGAGGCAAAGGUAAAGAGAGGAAAAGAAUUCCCAUUGUGGGGCCCUGCUUGCAUAAAUGCUCAGGACAAGGUAUGCAAUGUCACAUAUGAUGCUGCUUGAGAACAUUUGUGAUUCCUACCUCCCAGUUUUGUAUGGUUCUGAUAUAACAAUGGAAGAGCACUUUGUAAAAAUGCUCUAUUAGAAGAAACAUAAAAAUAUAUUCCUUGGAUAUACCACUUUGCUAGUUUUCCUCUUAUUAGUUUUGGCAUUUAAAAGAAAACAAAAACACUGUGUGCUCUAGGUGUGUAAGUGAAGUGGCUCAUGCCUUUAUCUAAUUGAGUGAGAGCUAUGUAAUAAUGAGGAUAAUUGUCUCCUUAAUCAAAAUCACUUAGGUAAGACUUCACUUUUCCUCUCUUCACUCACAUGGCCAGUGACCUAAAAGAUCCUUACAGUCUGGCUCCAGUCUGCUUUUCAAAACUUACUUCAUUCUUCUUCAUGCACUCCAUGGUCUAACCAAACCACCCCCCUUGCUGUCCCUUUUCACUACAUAUGCUGUCUCCCACUCCAUGGUUUUAUGUGAGAUUAUCUACAGUCCUAGAAAUGUAUUUCCUUCUUAUCAGUACCUCUUAGGAUCCCUAGUUUCUUGGAAGCUAAGCUCAAGUACUCUUGCAGCCCCAGUGCUAGUGCUUCCCAUCACUGAAAUUAUUUUCUAUUCACUUGUAUAUAUUUUGUAUAAAUAUUAUGUGUUAUUUCUAGAUAAAAUAUAAGUUCCUAGAAGGCAGGGACAGUUUCAUUUUUGUCUUUGUGUUCUGAAGGCUAGUUUGGUUCUUGGCAUAUAACAAAUCUUUGUUAGUUGGUGGAUGCAGAUAUCUGAAGAUACCUGAAGACAGAUCUUAUAUUCACUUGUAUCCUAAAAACCAUUGGAAAAUGCUCCCUUCUACCUGAAUUAGCAACUUUCUCAAGAAUAUAUAUCAUGCUACUAAUGUUGCUAGGCUAAAAGACCUAAAUAUCAUUAGAUUUUUUAACCUAAUUUUUAUUAUGUAUUUUGACCAAAAAGAUCAUUUUCAUAUACAGGUUGUCUCUUUCACAUUGUGACUUUCUAUAUCAAGAGUUUGAAUAUUUCACAGGUUGGCAUAAGAAAUUAAAUGGAAAACUUAGAAAUCCACACAAAACUAAAAAUUUACAAUAGAGUCCUAGAAAAACCCUAUAAAAGUCAGGAAGAAAAAAUUCAGACUUCUCUGGUACAAAGGAAGGGCCAAAAUUUUUUGCACUGAUUUUUUCAGUGUGCUGGAUUGCUGCGCCCCUAACCCCUCCCAUGUGGGAGAGAGAACUGUUUACAGAAAACAAAGAUGAUUGUACAUGAAAUUGUGAGUUUCAAUUUCAGAACUGCAUUUAAAAAGUAUAUAAUAAAUUCUACAUUAUUUUCAAACCUA
Molecule: messenger RNA, 3813 nt
Organism: Monodelphis domestica (gray short-tailed opossum)
Lineage: Eukaryota; Metazoa; Chordata; Mammalia; Didelphimorphia; Didelphidae
Gene: KIN
Product: Kin17 DNA and RNA binding protein
Biological process (GO): DNA replication; DNA damage response
Cellular component (GO): nucleus
Molecular function (GO): double-stranded DNA binding
Source: RefSeq, a predicted model, not a curated record